UGAGUGAGAUCAAGGGAAGUGUGAGGCCAUUUCUGCUCAUACUCAGCGAAGCACUAUUCGCACAUUUUCCAGCAAGAAUCAAGAGCUGAAGUUGGAAUUUUAGAACGCCAUGAAGUGGUCCCUUCUCCAACACUGGCCUUCCUCCCUCAUCACCAUCCUUCUCUAUCAUCGCCCUUCCUUCCCCAUCACCAUCAUUCCAAUCCUUGCACUCCGUUGGCGACAACAUAGCCAUCCAGCAGCCCGCACUGGAAUAGUGUCACACAAUCGCAGGGCAAAACACGAUUCAUAGAUCAGACGAAACUUAAUAGCGCGUCACCUAAAAAGAUUGAAAAUCUUUUUAAAAUACAACCCAAAAAGUGCUGGAAACGCCAAGCAGACUCGUGUCACCUCAGGCAGCUCUCAGAAUGGAGAUCUCCUCACACCAAGCCCGUUUAUUUCAACAAUUAAAUGAACAGCGCAAACAAGAAAUGUUUUGUGACUGUAGCAUCAUUGUGGAGGGAAGAGUCUUCAAGGGUCACCGUAAUGUUUUAUUUGCCAGCUGUGGUUACUUCCGUAUGUUACUUCUGCAUAGUGCCCAGGAUGCGGGACAGCCUACUGUAGCCACGUUCAAUGUCUUCUCUGCAGAUGCAUUUGCAAUUAUUUUGGAUUUCAUAUAUUCAGGAACAUUGUCACUCUCAAGCCAAAAUGUUAUUGAUGUGAUGUCAGCAGCCAGCUACCUGCAAAUGACAGAUGUGUUCAGUGUUUGCAAGAACUUCAUCAAAUCAUCACUGGACAUAAGUAUAAAAGAGAAAUAUUUAAAUUAUUCCAAUAAUGGCAAGAUUACAUGUGGCGAAGCAAUAUCCUUGCACACCAUCAGCCAGAAUCUGGAGACUAAUUCUUGCCGUAGUCAGAAGAACUCCAAUCUCGGAAGUCUUGUUGGGCAAUCCCGGAUAAGUUUCAACUUUCAUCAGGCAAUUUCAAGCCUUCCCUUUUCCAGAGACCAGUUGUCAAUUUCUAUCGCCAAUAAUCAAGAGCAUAUGGAUGUUUCUGAACUUGCUGUUUACAAAGCUAGUACCUUGUGUAUUUCAGGUGCAAAUGCAAGAACAUCUGAACACAAAAAUGUUGUUCCAUACAGUGAUAAGAAGAGAGUACCAGGUUUGGAAUCAAUUGCCCUUCCAGUGAGUUUUUUCAGGCAUCAGCAGAUAGAUAUGCUGCCUCUGCUACAAGAUUUCAGUGAUUCAAUUGAGCAACCUUCUCAAAAUAGAGAUCGAAAGACAGAAGACUGUAAUCCAUCAAUACCUAAAAUUGUGGAGGUUGCAGCUAAAUGGAAAAGAGAAAUAGCAGGAGACUGCAAUGUAUUACGAAAGGUGAGAUUCAAGUGCCCUUUCUGUACACAUACUGUGAAGAGGAAAUCUGACUUGAAGCGACAUCUACGAUCACAUACAGGAGAGAGACCAUAUUAUUGCAAUUCCUGUGACAAACGAUUCACACGACUUGAGCAUCUCCGCAACCACCACCUGAGUGUCCACAGAUCUAGAGACAUCAUUACUUGCAAAGUUUGCAAGAAGCCAUUCACUGGCAUUGCAACCAAACCUGCACAAGAUGGUGCCACAUCUUUAGGUCUGUGCAUUAACUGCAUAGAUGCAACGAAUUCUGAUGAGCCUAUCGACUUAGAUUCACAUACAGACCAUGAUAUAGAAUUUCAGGAAAGUGACAAAGAGUCUGGCUGGAUUUCUAGAGAGCCUGAUGGCGAGACUGAGUUCCUGAGUUCUGGGGGAGAAGAUCCAGAAAGCUGCCAAGUUCAUGCAGUACGAGAAAUCCUGGCUGACGAAGAUGAACAAGUCUAAGUUUAUGAUACCGUUGAGAAGAGUGACUGAGGACCAUUCUGUGCUGAGUCAUUUCUAUUAAAGCAAGAAAAGUAUAAGAGUUACCCGAGGGGUUCAAAAUGUAAGUUGUAUCAAUUUGAAAUUUAUUUGCCCCUUAAAAUGUUAAUGAUAACAAUUGUAUUAGUUGUUUCUCGUUUCUGUUCAAUAGGAAAGGUGGGAUGGUAAUUGUUCAGAUUAUUGACAUUCUAUUGUAUAGCUUUGUUAAAGUGUUCCAUGUUGGAUAUUGUAUGUAUUUAAAACUAAAAGAGACUAAAACCUAUAGCGAAGAACCUCAUCGGCACGUUUGUUAAAGAUAAAAUGGAUGCACAGAAUUGGAGUUAAAUUAAUAUAUUUGUUUCAGUCAUAGUGUAAUGUUAAAAUGUAUUUAUGUUCAAGUAUUCACCAUCAUGUUGCUCUGGUGGAGAGCCUGUGUGGGCAUAUUGGACCAAUGAGCUUCUGUACUGUACUCAUUUCAACUUUUAUAUACUUUUUUUUUGUGCUCAAAAUGGUCUUCAAGAUGUAUGUUUAUAAACCAGAUGUCAUUGAAAGACAUGAACAAAAAUAUAGAGCCCUUGUGUUUGAAUCAUUUUAGAAAUGUAAUACUCUGGUUAAAAAAAAGAUUUGACUAUCAUGUUAAUUCAACUUGUGAAAUGAUACUACAGGCAGAAUUUAUGACAUUACCCAUCAACAUUAUUACCUGGUUUUGCAACUAAGAUUUCAGGCUUUGCAGGUGACAGAACAUUUUCCAUUGUACUUGGUUAUUAUUGUCACCAAAUUGUCAUUUUGUUUUCAGCACACCCUCACUGUCUGUAGGUAUUUUCACUGGGUAUGAAACACUAUUUUUAUUAGUAAAACACAAAGUAUAUCAGAA
Molecule: messenger RNA, 2715 nt
Organism: Amblyraja radiata (thorny skate)
Lineage: Eukaryota; Metazoa; Chordata; Chondrichthyes; Rajiformes; Rajidae
Product: zinc finger and BTB domain-containing protein 8A-like
Exons: 4
Coding region: 405-1826 (473 amino acids)
Biological process (GO): regulation of transcription by RNA polymerase II
Molecular function (GO): RNA polymerase II cis-regulatory region sequence-specific DNA binding; DNA-binding transcription factor activity, RNA polymerase II-specific; protein binding
Source: RefSeq, a predicted model, not a curated record